Corythoichthys intestinalis (scribbled pipefish) is the source of this 2118-nucleotide messenger RNA. RefSeq names its product UPF0524 protein C3orf70 homolog A-like. Lineage: Eukaryota; Metazoa; Chordata; Actinopteri; Syngnathiformes; Syngnathidae. The record is from RefSeq and is a predicted model, not a curated record. Gene Ontology annotation, biological process: nervous system development. The transcript has 2 exons. Bases 548 to 1318 code for a protein of 256 amino acids.
UCAACGAAUGUGUUCGUUGUGUAAGUAAGAGACUAAACGUGUGGGAGGGCGCCUUUUUCCCGUCUCUUUUUUUAGCCGUCGUGUUUUUUGUUUUUUUCCCCUCUGGUGGGCAGCUGGCUUCGUGUUCUCCGACUCCUCCCGCCGUGUGAUGAAGUUGAGAUGGUGUGAGUGAGGAGCUCACACAUACAAGCACAGUGGAGCCUCCCGACGGUUGGAUGCCACGAUGGGGAGAGGCAUGGAACGCCACCGUGGGAGCUUUUGAGAAGAACACCCCUAACUAGUCAAUCUUUACCCACUUUUCACGGAAUAUGUCGCCCAGCGCCUUUUAAGUGAAGGCGGGCGGCGUUCCUCGCCACCGACUUGCCGUCGCCUGCUUCCCCCGCUGAGGAGCCGCCUCCCCGGGCAGGCUCUCUACGUGGAACUCGCCCGCCCACCACGGUGCUCCGUAACCGGCCAUGGAGUAGUUUCCCCCCCAAAAGUGUUGUUUUCUUUGUUGAAUUCUAUUAUUUUCGGAGAAGUGGGGAGGUAAAGUUCGGGCAAUGCUGGUAUGGCCGCCUCCGGGGCUAAGUGUCCGAAGAGUGAGAAGUUGGACGAGGCGCAGGCUUUAGCCAAAAGCUGCGCGGGGAGACCAGACUUUCUGCCGUGUGAUGGACUCUCCAUCUGCGCCACGCACAGCCAUGGAAAGUGCUUCAAGCUGCACUGGUGCUGCCACCUGGGAUGGUGCCACUGCAAGUACGUGUACCAACCCAUGACCAACGUGUGCCAGCUGCCCAGCACGGCGGUUCCAACAACAUCCACCGAGUACAGCAGCACCAUGGACCUUUCCGUUUCCCUGGCAGAGCGCUUCCUAAAGCUAGCGCCCUGCUUCCGCUCGCCCCCUCACCUGGAGUCCCCCAAGUACUGCGUGAUCGCCGACCUGUUCGUGGACGACUACGUGGUCAAACGCAUCAACGGAAAGAUGUGCUACGUGCAGCGCCCUUUACCGCCCGAAGCGCCUCGCCCGCCCGCGCCUCAACCACAACCCACCACCGAGGCUGCGCCGCCCGCCGACUACAAACGCGCCUCCCCCCUGAACAAAGUCAAGGGUCCCAAAAUGGACCACUGCUCAUCCCCGUCCAGCUCCGAGGACUCCGGCAUCAACGCGCUGGGCCUGCACUGUAUGGAAUCGUGCGAGGACGAGAGCGAGCGGGAGGACGACGAGCUGAGCACGGAUGGAAAUUCCAGCCCCGGAAGCCUGUGGGAUCAUGACGACAGCUCCCUCCUCUCGCCCUCCAAGUCCACUGUGGAGAUCAUCGAAAAGAUUGAAACAACUGUCUGAGAGAGCGACAGAAGCGCCGCAGGAUUUAGCCAAGAUGAGCCCGGUGGAUCAAAAGCCCCUUCAAGGGAACAGGGGCUUUGUCUUGUUUGUUUUCCGCUUCACACUCUUAUUCACGUUCCCUGCAUGGAGUCUAUUUCUACUGCUUUUAACGGACGGGACACAAAAAUGAAGCACAAGAGCACAUAGCACAUGAUUGAAAAUAGGAAAGACAAAAGCAAGGUGAAAGUAUGAAGGAGUUUUAAGGCCAUACUGAAAAGAGAACCGAUCAGAAUAUAAAAUUAGAAGGAUAAAGUCAUACUUUUAAUCAUUCACUGCCAUUGAUGGUGAUAGACGUCCAAUUCACUUUGACUGGAAGGGGUGGCAGCGAUCAUUCGAUCGUUCUAAAAGGCUGUUUUUGUGGAUGCAGGAGCGUAAAAUCAGGCGCAUCUCUAGUUUUGUGCGAGUGCAAAACUCGCUGCGUGAAAAUUUUCAAGUCUUGUACUGGGAAAUGUUGAUUUAUUAUGAUAAAAAAAAUCCUAUUUAGACAUUUAUUGGUAAUUUACUGCAAAAUUUCCUUUUUGUUACUGUUACAAACUACUUUUUUCUUGUAAAAUGACGACAUUCGCGAGAGACAAUAUUUUAAGUUUAACAAUAUUUUAAUUGUAAAACUAUAAAUUUAUACACAUUAACAUGUAUAAGUGCAACUUUUCUUUAAAAGAUGUAAAUUCUGAACUCAUACAAAAGUUCUUUCGUAAAUUUUCUUAUAACAAUCUUUUUUUUUUAAUAGAUUUUUUUCCCUUGUUAUAUUUCUUGGGGGAAGG